CUUGCAGAAGUUAAAACUGCAUGGGACGGCUUCCAUGGCCGAGGUGCAAUGCCAAGAAGUUUUUGGGGGUUUCAGUGGCGAUGGAACGACUGAGAUAGACAUUGAUGACGAUGACUUUGAUACCGAUGAUAGUGAUUUGCUGAAGGGUGCGGAGGGAAGUGGUCGUGUUGAUUCGGAACAUCUUCCACCGUUUCCUCCACCACCUCCGGGAGAUGGAUAUCCUCGCGGUUUGAAAGGAGAGAAAGGCGAUAGGGGACCAAGGGGCUUGCCUGGUGAAUCAAUAAGAGGACCACCGGGUCCACCAGGAUUACCCGGAAUACCAGCUGUAGGCGAAUUUACAGGAUCUGGAGAGGGAGGUUUUCUGAAUAGUCCGAGCGAUGCUGUUGGGCCUCCUGGCCCUCCAGGUGCACCAGGAAUAUGUUUGUGCAAUAUCACUAUGAUAUUGAAUGCCGUAGACAAAUUAUCACUGCAAGGUCCAAGGGGAUAUCCAGGUGAAGAUGGAAAGACAGGCGCCACUGGUCUUACGGGUGCGCCAGGGCCUCAAGGAGAGCGUGGACCGCAAGGAGUGAAGGGCGAGCGCGGAGAAAGAGGUGAUACCGGUGCCACUGGUCCCGAAGGUCUCCAGGGUAGCAAAGGUGAGCCCGGAGUUGAUGGAAGCCCGGGUCUUGCAGGGCCUCAGGGACCACCUGGUCCACCUGGAACUUUUGAUCCAAAUAGUUUUGACGAAUCUGUUCUUGGUAGUGGUUUUGGAGUGAGUAGAAUAGGUCCUCCUGGUGAAAAAGGCGAUACGGGACCUGCCGGACCUCAAGGUUUCCGUGGUGAAAAGGGACCUCAAGGUGAUAAAGGAGAUCGUGGUGAAACUGGAAUACAUGGUGCGAAAGGGGAAAGGGGGCACACAGGAUCUACUGGUGCACCAGGAAUAAAGGGUGACCGAGGAGCGUCUGGUCGAGAUGGUGUACCAGGUGUUCCAGGAACUCCAGGCAGAGGUGGCGAUAAGGGUGAAAAAGGUGCAACGGGCAGUGAAGGCAAAGCUGGUCCUCCAGGACCACCCGGACCUCCAGGUCCAACCGUUUUCAAUGCCGAUGAAGGUGACUUUAUAAGUGGAUUUGGAGGAAAUAACUGUGGUUCUUGCGAAAAGGGUGAAAGAGGUGACAUUGGUCCAAGGGGUGACUCUGGCAUUAAGGGCGAGAAGGGCGAAGCGGGGAUUCCCGGGAAAAGUGUUUCUGGUCCCGCGGGAUUGCCGGGACUAAACGGCCUGAAAGGCGAACGCGGCGAGAGGGGGCCGCCCGGUCCGGCGGGCAACUUCAGCUACGGUGGAGAGAUAACAGUCAUCAAGGGCGAUAAGGGCGACAGGGGACAGAGAGGACGGAGAGGAAAAAAUGGAUUGCCAGGACCGAUGGGACCUCCAGGAAAAAUGGGACCAAUUGGAGAAAUCGGUCUCCCUGGAUGGAUGGGAAGACCAGGGGCUACUGGUUUGCCUGGAUCACCGGGAGCACCUGGAAUGAAAGGACAAAAGGGUGAAUCAGGAUCUGAAAAUGGAAGAGGGAUAAAAGGUGAGAAAGGUGAUCGAGGCAGAGACGGUAGUCCAGGUUUGCCCGGCAGAGAUGGCCUGCCCGGAAGUAAUGCAAAUGAAAAUGUUCAAUAUGUGCCAGUUCCUGGACCGCCGGGACCUCCAGGACCCCAGGGGUCACCAGGAUUGCAAGGACCUCCCGGGGUUUCACUAAUGGGACAGAAGGGAGAGCCUGGUGUAUCUGCACUACCACCUACAUUUGGUGAACCACAGUACCGAGGCUAUGGAAGACAAGGUCCUCCUGGUCCGCCAGGUCCACCAGGUCCUCCAGGCUCAUCGGAUGACGGGGGCAUCCGAAUAGUGCCCGGAGCGCUCACGUUUCCCAACCAAGACGUCAUGCAACAGAAUUCGGCAACCAGCCCUGUUGGAACAAUAGCUUAUGUCGUUGAUGAAGAAGCAGUGCUUGUUCGUGUAAAUAAAGGAUGGCAAUAUUUAGUGAUGGGUCAACUGAUACCACUGAAAGGUCCUGCCGAAUCAACAACGACAGAAAGUAUUUGGCAACCGCCACAAGCUUCAAAUUUAAUACAACCAUCAAGUGGGUACAACGCACCUGGAACAGCGCUCCGUAUAGCAGCUUUGAAUGAACCUUACACCGGUGACUCUGGCGGUAUCCACGGAGCAGAUUAUGCCUGCUAUCGCCAGGCGCAAUACGCAGGCUUACGCAGUACAUUCCGUGCUAUGUUGGCGUCAACCCAACAAGACCUGGACAGCAUAGUCAGACGAGCCGACCGAGGCUUACCAGUUGUCAAUACACAUGGAGAACUUAUGUUCCACUCAUGGAGACAAAUGUUCGAUGGACGUGGUGCGAUAUUCGCGCAGACUCCGAGAAUAUAUAGCUUUUCGGGCAAAGAUGUUAUGAAAGAUUCUACCUGGCCUCAAAAAGUCGCAUGGCAUGGGUCCAGUUUACGUGGUGAACUUAAUCACAAUGCCUACUGCGACGCUUGGCAUUCCGCCUCCGCGAGCAAGGUGGGUCUCGCCGGCAGCUUACUAAGUCAUCAGCUGUUGAAACAAGAGAGGUAUUCUUGUGACAAUCGCUUUGUACUACUUUGCGUGGAAGCUACGACACAGCUUGCACGAAGGCGUAGAUCUGCUGACGAAUUCUAUGGAAGUGCAAACAGAACACAUCACGUCGAUGCCAUAUUGAGCCAGGAGGAAUACGAAAAACUACUCAGUACUAUAUUGGAUGAUAGUGCCCUUUAAUGAUAUUAUAUAG
This is a messenger RNA of Ctenocephalides felis (cat flea), 2783 nucleotides long. RefSeq names its product collagen alpha-2(IX) chain-like. The record is from RefSeq and is a predicted model, not a curated record. NCBI's taxonomy places the organism in Eukaryota, Metazoa, Arthropoda, Insecta, Siphonaptera, Pulicidae. The transcript has 21 exons. Bases 35 to 2770 code for a protein of 911 amino acids.